Molecule: messenger RNA, 5885 nt
Organism: Esox lucius (northern pike)
Lineage: Eukaryota; Metazoa; Chordata; Actinopteri; Esociformes; Esocidae
Product: GAS2-like protein 2B
Exons: 6
Coding region: 818-3730 (970 amino acids)
Biological process (GO): protein localization to microtubule plus-end; actin crosslink formation; regulation of microtubule polymerization or depolymerization
Cellular component (GO): cytoplasm; stress fiber; actin filament
Molecular function (GO): cytoskeletal adaptor activity; actin filament binding; microtubule binding
Source: RefSeq, a predicted model, not a curated record
GAAGGGGUCAUGGUUAUCGGAUCCUGGGAGUUUCAUGCUUUUCCCAUUGCCAAAUUGACCUGUUUGUAAUAUUUGGGGAGUCAUCACCCCCCCCUGCACAUAUUUCUUCAUGUAGUGCUUUGACAGACAUAACAAUGUGACUACUGGAAUGUCUUCAUAGGCUCCGUGUAUGCAUGGAAUUAUUUCUAAAAUGGUAUUUUGUCUUAGCCCAUCAACACAUUGUUGUGGCGUCUUUCAAAUGUAUAACAGAUCUCCACUUUUCAACAUUGUUUGAGUAUGUAAGGGGAGGGAACCACAUCAGAAUUAGAAUGUGCCAAACAUGAAUGAUAUUCCGUUAUGUUCUAAGGAGACCGUGUGUAAGUGUCGUCCAACUGAAAUAGUUUAUUAAACUCUUCAGAACAUGGAACACGUUUUCGAUGUGAUCUAAAGCUACGGGGACGAGGGUGGUGGUGAAAUGGUUAAUGGGAAUGUUUGGAAUGAGCUUGCUACCUUGUAACCAAGGAGAGUACCACGGACGCACACUACAAAACAAACAGUAGCUAGUUAGAAUUCAAAUUCGUCGAAGACAGAAUACUGAUAGAAUUUAGGGAAUUACGGACUUUUCAAUUAACUCUGGUUUGCAGCGGUAAUUGCUAUCAUCUUAGGGCAAAUCAUGAAACACUUUUUCGCUUUGUGUUUUUACACUGCAAAUCAAGCGUAAUGGUGUUUUUUGUCGUGCGAUACAAUAAACCUUGCUGUACAGAAAAGUGAAAUUGGGGGCAGGCUGCGCAAACAUUGACGUUAUUUUCUCGUGACACCUGUUAAUGUCAGGACGUCUAUGCUUGAACUGUCAAACUAUUACAUAUUGCUGACUAUGUCCACCGGGAUUCAUCAUGCCUCGAAUCAAAGCAUCAAGCCCUUCAAGUCUAGCGAAGAGUACCUGUAUGCGAUGAAAGAGGAUUUGGCAGAAUGGUUGAGAGACUUGUACGAUGUCGAUAUAGACGUGAACAACAUUGUGGAGUCGCUCGAGACUGGCGCGAUGCUCUGUUCCCACGCCAACAACGUCACACGAGUGGCGGGAGAGUUCAUUCAAAAGUAUGGGAUGGUGCGACAGGUCCCGCUGCCAACCUCUGGUGUCUCGUUUGUCAAUUCCGCCCAACCUUCUACUUUCCUGGCGCGGGAUAACGUCUCAAAUUUCAUCACCUGGUGUCGAAAGCAGAUGGACAUUAAAGAUGUGCUCAUGUUUGAGACAGACGACUUGGUGCUGCGAAAAAAUGAGAAGAACUUUGUGCUAUGUCUGCUGGAGGUGGCCCGGCGUGCCUCUCGAUUUGGCAUGGCCGCCCCCGUGCUGAUCCAGCUGGAGCAGGAGAUCGAAGAAGAGAUCAGAGAGGGACUGGAGCCGCCACCGGAAGAGACUCCGCCCGAUGCCAAACACCAGCGCCAUACCUCCAACACCCAAAACCUGGAUGAAAUGGUCCAGCAUCUGAUAAGCCAAUGUACCUGCCCCACCCAGUUUCCCAUGGUCAAAUUGUCUGAGGGAAAAUACAGGGUGGGAGACUCCAGCACCCUCAUAUUUGUGCGGAUCCUCCGUAACCACGUGAUGGUGCGAGUGGGAGGAGGUUGGGACACCCUGGAACAUUAUCUGGACAAGCAUGACCCCUGUCGCUGCACCUCUAUCACCCAUAGGUUCGCCCAGCACUCUGGGACACCAGUCCACCAAAUCCAAAGCAGGUUGCCUGGACGCCCUGAUGGCCAGAGUCCAACAACGCCCUCCAUGCUGCUAUUGAGCCGCCAUGCUCCGACCCCCCUCCAGCCAGUCCUUUGGGCCACCUACUCCCCUGGGGUCCUGAGGACAGCCUGGACCAGGGCUUCCCUACCACCAGACAGAGGGGCCUCUAAGGAGACAUCUCCGAGUAGACUGAGACUGAGUGCCUCCACACCCACUCUCCAACACCACCAGUCUGAGGAUGAACUGACACAUAACUCCUCCACACGGACUGGCAGAGAGGCCACACGCUCAUCUCCAGCCCCCCGCCAGACUAGCAGCCUGCCUCGCUCCAUCCCACGCUCCUCCACACCUCAACCCCAGCCCAAGGCAAAGCCCCAGCCUCAGAGGCCUAAAACGCCCUUGGUCUUCCAUAGGUCCACUGGGCAGCAGUGCACCCUGGCCCAGCCACAAACAGAAACAAAGCCUCCGCAGUCCUGGACCAAGUCUCAGUUUGCCUCGAAGCUCAGACAGAGAUCCGCGUUGGGCAGCAACACCACAGAAAGCCCAACUGGUACUAGUCCCCAGAGGAAUGGAGGACUCAACAUGGUAAGGACCUCUUUCCCCAUCAGAAGCCACAGCCCAGCAAGUUAUACCCCUGUCCGCCCAGGAACACCCACAAUCACUAUCCAGCAGCCCAAAGGCAGUGAUACCCUUCAGAGGCGCCCAGAUCGUGUUAACACUAUCCGUCCAUCCAAAACAUGCUUGGAUGGACCCCAGUUCGAACCAGGAGUCAGGCCCUUCACACCUGCUGGAGGAAACAAGAGGAGGGAUUCCAAUAAGUCACCCGCACCUUAUGACAUCAUAACAAACCCUCUGAACAGCUCCAUAACCGGUGACUUCAACCAGGAAAUGGUGCAGCGCCUGAUGAGACAGAGUGCAUUUGGCUUUACUCUCAGUGACAAGGCGUCUCACAAAAUCACUGAAGGUAGCCUUGGAGAGCCUGGCCAUCCACAAUUAGGUAGCACGGUCAUUGGGGCAGGAGACAGACCCCUCUUCAGCCCCCCCCCCAUCAGCCCAGUCCAGGAGGCCUGCCUGUACCGGAGUCUGGAGCAGGAGAUCCUGUCUAACCUCCAGCAGCUCCGCUUUAACUCAGAUGGCAUCCCCAGCCUUCCAGACAACAGAAAGUGUGACAAAAGCACUAGACAUCAACCGUCUGAAAAUGCCCUUGAGAAGGACCAUAGUGUAUUCACUAGGGUUCCAGCUGGAUCGGAACAAUCUCCACACACCUCAGCCUCUAAUUGUGCACAACAAGGUGAGGCGAGCUUUGAUGCAGUCAUCUCUGAGCUCUCCAAAGGAAAGAGGCUGCUGGAGAAGGUGUGUGUGGAGAGCUGGGCCAACACACUCCCUGGCAGCUCUAAUGACAGACAGACGUACAGCUGCUCAGAUGUGGAGGACUUCAGCUUAAGCCUCACAAAACCCUGUGUGAGCCAGCCCUGGUCCUCUUGGAGCGCCAGUGUCAAAUCCAAAGAGCUUCUUGCUGAUUGUACCACCGCCCCUGACUCUGAGAAUGGAGUUAUCAAUAGUGUCAGGCAGUCGAGAACAGAACUCACCAACUCACCUUCAGUAGACCUGAGAGUCAAUAAUGCAGUAGGCCCUGACAGCUUGUGGAAACCAAGGAACGGUUCUUUCAGGCAGAAGGGGACUUUGAAGAAACCAGAGAGGGUACCCUCCAUCUACAAGCUGAAACUCUGGCCCAAAGUCCGGCCCAGGGACGACUACAGGCCAGGAAAGAAGCCAUCGCGGAUCCCUACCCCAAUCUCUUACAGAGGCUCUCACCCUGCAGAAGACCCUCAAGAGUCCAGAAAGGACACACAUACACAAGCAUCACACCAACACACAUCCUCGAGACACCCAGACAGACAGGGUACCAUAGUUACGUCUCAGAGCUACUGGCAGCGAGACCACAAGGCCACAGUUGGACCGAGGCUGUUCCAAACACCAAAACAGGAGAUAGCGGAGUCCAUAGAGGAGUCCUGGGUAUAACCCCAUAUGUUUCUAUCACAAUACAUCGUUUCUGUGAAAGCUGACUCAAAUAACGCAAAGUAGUGGUGAAGCAUUUUUAUAUAUUUAUAUCUUUAACUGGCAAUCAUAUUUUUCUAUAUUCCAAAAAGUUAGCGCAAUUUCCCCCCUAUAUUCUUUCUCGUCUAUUUCUACUCCACAAGCUGAACAUUUAAAGUUCCCCAUUGGGCUUCCCAGGUGGUGCAGCAGGCUUUUGCUCUUUUGCAUCGCCUUGACCGUGCCACUAGCUGAACAGUGGAUGCCAAGCCCCGUGGCCGUAAAUGUGCCAGCAUUGCCACUAGAUAUGUCCUGGUCUCCCUUACGCAGCCCUGCCUGCAGGUGAGCAGGUGAUAGGCCCUAAUUCAGAUAAAACAAACAUGUGACUUGCAGCUGGCAGUAAUAUGGAUUUUCAUGAAUCACUAUCUUUUUUUUUAUUUUAGACGGAGAAUUUAAGCUUUGACCUAGGUCUUUUUCGGUUGAGUCCUGUAUUAUAGUCAUAAUACAAACAUUCAAAUACAAAGAUAUAAAAUGCACACACAUUAAGAAAAGCAAUCACAGUGAACAAUAGAGAGGUGAUAUGUCAAACAUUUGAACUGCCUUAUGGACACCAGAACAUCCAGCUUAAGGUCGAUCUGCAAGACCUUCCAUGAGUGGGAGGAAUAAUAAUCAAAAGCUGUUUUAUCCAAGUUAUCCUGCAGUUUCUCUAAGACCAGCAACUUGAGAGUGCAUUUGGUAACUGCAAGUAUUCCAGUUUAUUUUUUUGAAGUAAGAUAAUCUGGAAUUUCUAUAGUCUUAUGCACAAACAUUAACCAAUGCCUGGCUGUCCAGGAAGUCAGGGAGUCCCAUCCAACGGUUUGCACCCGUAAUAGAAACGCAAUGCUACGUGAUAGACUGCACACAGCACACACAUCUCCAUAAUCAAGCACUGACGUAUGUGGCCUGUAUGAUUUAAUUUCCAUGUUGAAAUGCAAGCACAGCGCCAUUAGGGGGCAAGAGGGUUCUUAGCCCCCUCGGUUGAAUUUUCUGCCCCCCGAGUUUAAGUUUUAAAUACCCUAUAGAAAAAUAGCCCAAAAAAAGAUUAUACCCCUCGCCAUUUUUGACUGCCUCCUCAAUCACUUCAUCCUGGCGCCAGGCCUGCUGAGAUGAAAGACGUUUUGUUUUUAUAAAAAAAUAUUUGAUCUUCAUCCUCUUCAUCAACUCAGCAAUGUGUGUUUAAAAACAUAUAACCAAAUCCUGAGGUUUUAUAAUCAAAUCCCAAGGUAACGUUAUCUAUAGCAGAACCGUCAAGGGUAGUCAUUCUGAGAUCAGCCCAUUGUAGAUGUUGGGACCUUGAGAGUAGCUUAUAUUUAAGUUUUACUUGCAUUUAGCACCAGUCAAAGGUCCAUAAAUUCAAACGAGUGACUACAGUAAGGUAGGCAAGCUGUGCCCAGUAUUUACUUUUAUACCAGUAUUCUCCCUUCAUAAAAUACCACUUCAUGAAAUAGUGUAUAUUAUUUUUCCCUUUCCCUUUAUUUGAUCAGAAGUUACCAGGAUUUAAGCAUGACAUGUUCAUUUAAUUAGCCUUAAGCAAGGUACAUUUUUUGUGAAUUCUAAAUGCUGUAAAUACACUGAAAAUGAAAAAUAUCAGCUAACAUACAAAUGCCAUGCAAAUUGACAAUGCCAUGCAAAUUAACUGAUUUUAAAUAAAGUGUGCUUUCCUAAUUCACCAAAUUUUACCAGUUACUUAAAACACAACCCAGAUGUCAAAAUUACACCUUACUUAAAUUCAGAAUUGUACAAAUCCUGUAAAUGAACUUGAUUACCGCUUUUUAAUAGUUUGACAGCCUAUUACGUAUUGCUGUAUGUAGUAGUUUGGAGUACUCUCUACAACCUAUGUGUAGCAUUUCAAGUAUAGUAGUACAUUCAGACUUUGUCUUUUUACAAUGAAUCAUUAUUAACAGUCUGGUGUCAGAUGUUUGGUUUGAUUUGUAUUGUAGGCACAGUGGCAUGAAUAAGUAUUCACCUCCCUUGGACUUUUCACAUUUUGUUGUGCGACAGAGAUUUUAAACAGAUUUUAUUAUGACGUAUUGUAAACUAACUUGACAAAAUACACUAAUGACAACAUGAAAUAAAUCGUCAUAUAUAUAUACAUACACAUACA